GAAAUUCAUGUCAAAAACAAAAACAUCAUAAACUUACAAAACCAAACCUUCAUUCACCAAAACCUGCUUUGCUCUUUCCCACACAACUACAAAACAAAACCAAACCAAACCCACCACCCCUUCAAUCUUCACACACAACUUGGGGUCAUGGAAGAUUUCAGAUCCAAAUCCUACGCUGAUGGAAGGAUGCAGCAGCAGAUUGAGCCUUAUUCCGGCGGCGGCGGCGUCCAUGGCAUGCAAGAUCUCCGUUGCUACAGCGCCUCUUACGCCUCCUCUGUUCACCCAGCUCAAACCCAAACUCAGUUUGGAAACGAUGUUGCCAAGUUCAAGAAAGGGAAAUCCACAAAUGGGUCUGCUUCAAAAAGCUGGAGCUUCAGUGAUCCUGAACUGCAGAGGAAAAAGAGGGUUGCUAGUUACAAGGUUUAUGCUGUUGAAGGUAGACUUAAAGGCUCUUUCAGGAAGAGCUUCAAGUGGAUUAAGGACAGGUGCACCAGAGUUGUCAAUGGAUGGUAGCUAAUUAGCUGUUACUGUAUUGUUGGAAUAUUGAAUGGUAGCUAAUUAGCUUGAAUUGAAUGUCUUAUAUAUAUAUGAAUGGAUAAUUAUUGUUUGCCUUGUUUAUUUAAUUUACUGGUUAGUGUUUAUGUAUGUAUGUCCAUGUUUUGAAGUAAGUACACAUAAGGAAUGUAAUUUAAUUUGGAAGAGAAAUUGUGUUCAUGUUGGUUUCUGUGAA
Messenger RNA from Lotus japonicus, 730 nucleotides. RefSeq lists its product as uncharacterized. NCBI's taxonomy places the organism in Eukaryota, Viridiplantae, Streptophyta, Magnoliopsida, Fabales, Fabaceae. The record is from RefSeq and is a predicted model, not a curated record. The transcript has a single exon. The coding region runs from base 148 to 513 and encodes 121 amino acids.